AUGUCGACAGCGGGCGGCCGUUCGACGCUCUCGCCAGGCUCAACCAGCCACACGUCGGGCAAAGACCUCAAGUCAGGCAAAGUGGUUAUAUUAAGGCUGUCACCUAGCUUACUAUCCCGCUUCUCGAAACAGACGUCGCGCAAGGUUUCGAGAGGAAAAUCUGGCUCCUCAGCAACGUCAACUCCGAACCCCCCAGCCGAAGAAAAUUCAUCGGAAUCAAACUCUCCUUCUGUCGCAGACGCAUCGGUCGAUGCCAAUAAUGCGACUGCACCUGUUGAAGAUACAAGGCGGAAAGGGAUUCCUGGUCCUAAGCCUGGCUCAAAGAGAGGGAUCGCCCUCGGUGCUGAUGGUCUCCCGAAGCCAAGAGGAAAGCCUGGCCCCAAGAAGAAGCCCCGAUUGGAAAAUGGCAUCAUCGACAAUGGUGAUGCUUCCAAUAAAGGUACUCCUGGUGCUACCCCAGGCGGCAUUCAUAAACUUGGACCGAAAGCGAAUCAAGGCGCUAUCAAUGCUGGCCUGCGUGCGCUGGAUCGGUCCGGCAAGCCUUGCCGCAAAUGGGCACGUAAAGGUUUCGCCGUCAAGAGUUUCACUGGAGUAGUUUGGGAAAUCAGUUCUUGGAGAACUCCCAAGACGAAGAGCAUUGAACCUGACAGUCUCUUGCCGAAUGGCGAAGCUCUUGGUGGUGACAGCGAUAGCAAGGCCAAUAUCGAUAGCAGCGCCGUCGGCAGCGAAAAGAGCAACGCUGGAGGGGACGUGGACAUGAUUCCUGCACCGAGCAUCGACGCAAGUUCACCUGUCCCCGAAAUCGCAACGCCUGCGUAG
Messenger RNA from Xylona heveae TC161, 819 nucleotides. Its product is annotated as DUF1711-domain-containing protein. The record is from RefSeq and is a predicted model, not a curated record. Gene Ontology annotation, biological process: chromatin remodeling. NCBI's taxonomy places the organism in Eukaryota, Fungi, Ascomycota, Xylonomycetes, Xylonales, Xylonaceae. Bases 1 to 819 code for a protein of 272 amino acids. The transcript is spliced from 2 exons. Gene Ontology annotation, cellular component: Ino80 complex.